Callorhinus ursinus (northern fur seal) is the source of this 1759-nucleotide messenger RNA. It is a transcript of the gene CD5L, whose product is annotated as CD5 molecule like. Gene Ontology annotation, cellular component: plasma membrane. Gene Ontology annotation, molecular function: serine-type endopeptidase activity. The record is from RefSeq and is a predicted model, not a curated record. Gene Ontology annotation, biological process: zymogen activation. NCBI's taxonomy places the organism in Eukaryota, Metazoa, Chordata, Mammalia, Carnivora, Otariidae.
GACCUGCCUCACUCUGUCCUGCUGGUACACUUGGCAGCCAGGCUGACUACUGCUGCUCCAGGGCCUCCUCCCAGCCUCAGAUUUCAGCUCAGCACCUCCAGCAGCCUGGCUCAUGGCUCUGCUAUUCUCCUUGAUCCUCGCCAUUUGCACCGGACCUGGUCUCUUAGAUGCCCGUCCAAGCUCCCAUCCCUUUGGAAGGUCUCCGUCCAGUGUGCGGCUGGUGGGAGGUGCCCACCACUGUGAAGGGCGGGUGGAGGUACAGCAGGCCGGCGAGUGGGGCACCGUGUGUGAUGACGGCUGGGAUAAGAACGAUGCAGCCGUGGUGUGCCGGGAGCUGGGCUGUGGAGCCGUCAAGAGGGCAAUCAGUGGUACUGUAUAUGGGCCACUGACACAAGGAAAUCAAAAAAUCUUCAUCCAAGAAUUCAAAUGCAAUGGCAUGGAAGAGAGCCUGUCUCAGUGUGAAAGGGAAGAUUUUUUUGACUGCACUCACGAGGAGGAUGCAGGAGCUGUAUGUGAGUUCCCAGAGAAUGUGCGGCUGGUUGAUGGCCCUAAGCGCUGCCAGGGCCGAGUAGAGGUGAAGCACCAAGGGCAGUGGGGCACCGUGUGCAAAGCAGGCUGGAGCUUCGCAGCUGCCAAAGUGGUUUGCCGGCAGCUGGAAUGUGGACGGGCCAUACUGACCCGGAAAUGCUGCAACAAAGCCACCCAGGGCCAAGGGCUCAUCUGGCUGAGAAAGGCAUCAUGCUCAGGAAAAGAAAUCAGCCUUCAGGAUUGCCCUUCUGGGGUUUGGGAAAGGAACAACUGCACCCAUGAUGAGGACGUGUGGGUGGAAUGUGAAGAUCCCUUUGAACUGCAGCUGGUAGGAGGAGACAGCCGCUGCGCCGGGAGGCUGGAGGUGUUGCACAAGGGCGAGUGGGGCACUGUCUGUGACGAUGGCUGGGGAGAAGAAGCCGACCAGGUGGUAUGCAGGCAGCUGGGCUGCGGGGAGUCCCUCUCUCCAUCUGCCAAAUUCCGGAGAAGAUUUGGCCCUGGGGUUGGCCACAUCUGGCUGGAUGACGUUGCUUGCUCAGGGGAGGAGAGGUCCCUGGAGCAGUGCGCGCACAGGUUUUGGGGCCAACACAAUUGCAAACAUGCAGAGGACGUGGCUGUGGUCUGUGCAGAAGAGUAGCCUGGCCUACCUGAAGCUCAGCCCAACCCCCACAGGCCCCACGUGUCCCCUACUUCUCAUGGACCCUGCCUGGCCUGGCCUGAGCCCUGGGCUACAGGCUGUACCUGCCUCCCGCUCUGCCCCCAGCAGCCAUCUGAGCCCUGUGUGCUGCCUUGCUCUACAGCCACACGCUCCUGUCAUUGCCUGGGGACACGAGCUGUUGAAUGCCCUCUGCUGGGAGAGAGGAGCCCAGAGUCACCCUCUCCUCACUCAGGAGCCCUGGCACCUGUGCCAUCUCUUUUCUCCCAGCCUGGGACCCCCAGGCCGGUGCCCUGACCAGUGUGGGCCAUGGCUGGGCACCAUCUAUGUCCGUAGAGAACAUAAAAGGAACCAGACCAUGACGUGGAACCUGGGGAGGAGUCUUUCAGAUCUUUUUCUCAUGCUUUAGGUGAUCACAACAAUUGAUAGCACCUCACAGCCCUCCUGCUUCUCGGGGACAGCACAUUCUUUCAGGAGCAGGGCAGCGUCCUGUAAUUGUAGAUGCUUUGAUGGUCCUCGGAAGCAAUGGUGUGCCCCUCCAAUGCCUGCAAUAAAAAUCCUUUGUUGACCCUCCAA